GAAGACGACAUGCUUUCAUGCAUUAGACUGCGACUGGACCGCGAUACAAAUAGGAUUUUAACCUGUUUUAACUUUUGUUGAAAUUUUGUGAGGUUUAACAUUUAAUUUUGGUUUGAAUCGUACGCGCUGGGGUGGUCCAUUUUACAGCAACUUAGAGCGUUUUAUAACAGCUGUUCUCUCUUAUUGGAUUUCUCUGAAAGCAGACUUUAAGAAAUCCAUCUUUAAAGUGUAUUUUAUUUCAUGCAACGAGCUCCUUGACAUUGUUGCUUAUUAGAGGACAUGACAGUCAUUUCCAGAAAAUUCUGGACACAAUUGGAUUUUUUUUUUCUUGCUCCAGCAAAUCAAUUAUUACUUAUAUUUUUGGAGCAGACGAUAUGAAAUAGAUAGCAAGUCUGGACAUGAUCCAGAAAACAUCUUGCAAUAAUUUAUAAACAGGGCAGAUAGGCAGCUGCUGCUGCUGGUGCUGAUGAUGAUGAUGAUCACAGUGUGUCUGUUUUGAUUUCAGAUCCAACAGAAAAUCUGUUGAAAGACAGCAAAGGAACAUCAUGGGGUCCAAUAAAUACAGGAGUACAAAAAGGCAGUGGGCAGAUUCAGCUCUGGCAGUUCCUGCUGGAGCUCCUCUCCGACAGCACCAACAUGUCGUGCAUCGCCUGGGAGGGCACCAACGGCGAGUUCAAGCUCAUCGACCCGGACGAGGUGGCCCGGCGCUGGGGGGAGCGCAAAAGCAAACCCAACAUGAACUACGAUAAGCUGAGCCGGGCGCUCCGCUACUACUACGACAAAAACAUCAUGACCAAAGUCCACGGCAAGAGAUAUGCCUACAAGUUUGAUUUCCACGGCUUGGCGCAGGUGUGUCAGCCGUCCACUACGGAGCAGGCCAUCUACAAGUUUCAGGGUAACUUCUCCCCGAUUCCCUUCUCCGGGAUUUCCAAACUGAACCUCGUGGCUCCCGGCGUGGGGCCGUCGGGUUUCUCUUACUGGCCUGGCUCACCUCCGGCGGCUCUGUAUCACAGCCACAACCUCCAGCCUCCGGGGCCCUUUGGCACCGUGUCUCCGUCCCACAUCAGCUGUGUCAACAACAUCAACAGUCUGAGUAACAUCAACAACCAUUACAACUGACUUUUAACGCAUCUCUUAGACAGACUGGAAGAAUGUUAACACCACCAGUGAUACAGCAAUGAACGAGGGGACAGAAAGAUCGGUUUUGGUAGUUUGCAGGUGAAAAUAUAUUCUAGGUUAAAACUGAUUCGAUUGGGUUAAGAAUUCACGUUUUUAAACGACGCGCAAGAAUUGUUUCAACAUCUUACACCUGCUUUUAAAGGUGUAUUUUUUUAACCCCGUUUCAACCUGUAGGCCAAGGCAUAUUUUCACGAGCAAAACAUUAAAUCCACAAAUCAUAUUUCGCAGAGAGGUUUGAACUUUACGCACGGUACUUCAGUAAUUAUAUUGAUUGAAUUUUAACCCAUAAACAGCCCAAAUGUAGAAUUUCCUAAUUCUAACCACAAUGUGUGAAAUUUAAUCGUAGAUCAAUAGUUUCCGUGUGGGAGUCCGGUUUUUCAAAAGAACAAAUUGUAGAAUAUUACUUAAAAUGAAAAUGAAAACAAACAAAAAAAAAAACAAAAAACAAAAAACAAAAAACAAAACAUGUGGUCUGUUUUAUAACUAUCUGUUUUCAUCCUUUUU
Molecule: messenger RNA, 1683 nt
Organism: Toxotes jaculatrix (banded archerfish)
Lineage: Eukaryota; Metazoa; Chordata; Actinopteri; Toxotidae
Gene: fev
Product: FEV transcription factor, ETS family member
Exons: 2
Coding region: 637-1119 (160 amino acids)
Biological process (GO): regulation of transcription by RNA polymerase II; cell differentiation
Cellular component (GO): nucleus
Molecular function (GO): sequence-specific DNA binding; DNA-binding transcription factor activity, RNA polymerase II-specific
Source: RefSeq, a predicted model, not a curated record